Messenger RNA from Racocetra fulgida, 552 nucleotides. The record is from the annotation of a GenBank genome assembly. Lineage: Eukaryota; Fungi; Glomeromycota; Glomeromycetes; Diversisporales; Gigasporaceae.
AUGGAUGGCAAAGAACAUAGUCAUGACGGAGAGGGUGAAAAUAGUUCCGCUGACAAAUUACGGGUUAAACAGGAAAAAAAAAACAUGAAAAAGGCGCGAAAAAAGGCAGCUAAAAAUGGCGUGAAUUCAACUUCAGCUGUCGAAGAUACUCCCGCUACUGCAGCGGCAAAACAAGCAGAAUUACAAGAAAAGGUCAGAAUGCUUGUAAAUCAACUAGCCAUUCGUGAGGCUAUACAGCCUCAGCCAAGUGCCAAUAGCUCACAAAGACAAAAGGAUAUGAGUUCUCAUAAGUUUUGGAGUACUCAGCCGGUUCCAAAACAUGAAGAGAACACUCCACAUGAUCAAAUUCGUAAAGAUCCGUAUCUUUUACCAAAAGAAUUUGAAUGGUCAAUUUUAGAUUUGAAUAAUGAAAAUGAGGUAUAUUGUAAACGAUUGGCACCUGUGCUGAUUAAAGAAAUUACGCGACGUUCUCAUCUUGAAGGAAUAUUUCAAGCAGUUUAUACUGCAGGUGUUGUUCUACCAAAACCUAUUUCUAAAGCUCGGUAUGCAUAG